AAGUUGAAUCAUUUAUUUUAAGACAGAGAAAGUAUGAUACACCGCGUGGAAAAAAAAUGUUGCUACAGAGUCAACGACAAGUAGUCAGCCAACAGGUUCGUCUUCUGAAAGUUCAAAUAUGCAGCGUAGUACUACACCGCGAGGGAAAAUCUCCAAUUGCCUUGUCAUUGAUCAGUUCGAUAUGACCAGCACGCCCAUCGUUACCAAGUCGCCGCCGGCGCUCAUCCCGCCGGCGGGGCUCACUCCCCGCGGCACACUCUCGCUCUCCUCGAUUGACAAAACGGUCGCCGGCUCCGGCUUCGUGUGUCUUAUCCAGGUGUUCUCCCCGCCCUCGCUCUCCGCCGCCCGCAAAGACCUGGGCGCCGCCGCAGCCGUGGCCGCAAUGCGUGAUGGAUUCGCGAGGGCGCUCGUACCGUACUACCCAGUAGCCGGACGAAUCGCCCCAAGCGGCCUCGCGGUAGAUUGCACCGGCGAGGGCAUCUGGUUCGUGGAGGCCGCCGCGAGCUGCGCGCUCGCCGACGUGGACGGCCUCGACUGCUGCCCGCUUCUCAUCCCACAGAAGCUCCUCCUCCCGCGCCCUCCCCCCGGCGAGAAGCUUGACGACCUCAUCUUCAUGGUCCAGGCGACGAGGUUCACCUGCGGUGGCUUCGCCGUCGGGAUCAGCUUCAGGCACGCGGUGUUCGACGGGCACGGGGCGGCGCAGUUUCUCACGGCGGUGGGGGAGCUAGCGCGGGGGUUCAAGGCGCCGUCAGUGGCUCCGGUGUGGAACCGCGACGCCAUCCCAAACCCUCCAAGCCCGCUGCCGGGACAGAUCACCGAGUUCAGGCUCGUGACCCAGGUGGCCGACAUCUCGGCGCAGAGCAUCGCGCGCGUCAAGGACGAGUGCAAGCAAGCUUCUGCGGCAUCGACGGGGGAGGUUUGCUCCACCUUCGACGCGGUGACGGCCAUCGUGUUCAAGUGCCGCACGCUGGCGCUGGCGUCGGCGCUCCCAGACGACACCGAGGUACGGAUGGCCUUCGCCGCCAGCACGCGGCACCUUCUCCGCGGCGUGCUGCCGGCGGUGGAGGGCUACUACGGCAACUGCGUGUUCCUGGCGUGCGUUACCAGGACAGGCAAGGCCGUCCGGGAGGCGGCGCUGGCGGAGGUGGUCGGCGCGGUACGGGAGGCGAAGGAGGCGGUUCCCGCUCGGUUCGCAGGUUGGAUGCGCGGUGUCGAUCAGUACGACGUGCCGCCGCUGGACUACAGCACGGUGACGUUGUCGGACUGGAGUCGUCUCGGCUUCGACGAGGUGGACUACGGCUUCGGCGCGCCAGGGUACGUGUCCCCGCUCAACGACCACAACAACUUCAUCCUGCAGCUCAACUACGUCAGGCCGCCGGCGACCAGGCGUGGAGGCGUCCGGGUGGUGCUCCGCUGCGUCGAGGAGCCUCAUGCCGCCGCUUUCGCCGUCGAGCUCGCCAAGUUCGCCUAGAUGAUGCAACGCAUUCAUAUGCUUCCUGUUUCUUCGACAUGUUCGUCCAUUAAUGUGACACGAAUUUUCAACGUUCCUGGGAGCCUGGGUCCUGUAGCUGCGCAGUUGGUGAAUUUUUUUCAACCUCACUUAUCAUAA
This is a messenger RNA of Hordeum vulgare subsp. vulgare (domesticated barley), 1609 nucleotides long. RefSeq names its product acyl transferase 4-like. The transcript has a single exon. NCBI's taxonomy places the organism in Eukaryota, Viridiplantae, Streptophyta, Magnoliopsida, Poales, Poaceae. The coding region runs from base 119 to 1471 and encodes 450 amino acids. The record is from RefSeq and is a predicted model, not a curated record.